Molecule: messenger RNA, 1053 nt
Organism: Microcebus murinus (gray mouse lemur)
Lineage: Eukaryota; Metazoa; Chordata; Mammalia; Primates; Cheirogaleidae
Source: RefSeq, a predicted model, not a curated record
GCUAGGAUUACUGGCUUGAGCCACCGCCCCCGGCCUACAGUGCCGUUUAAAUAAAAAGACCUUAAAGCAAUAAAACAGCGUCAUUGGGUCAGUGCUUCGGUCCAUGUAGCACGAUAAUACGGAGAACAAAAAGCCUCUCAGGUUUUUUGAAUGUCAGAAGAUUGGUAGUUUUUUUUCCUUCCCAAGAAACGCGCCGCAAACGCCGAGGAAGCGCUUUCUGGGCGGAGCCCCGGCAGUUUAAGUUCCUCCUAUUGGCUCUUCUUGGAGACCCCGCCCUCAAGUCCCGCCUCUCGGGAAGACGAGCCAAUUGGGUCGCGAGUUGUGGUUUAAACCGGGAGUGUGCCGGGCCCGUUAGCAGCGGUCUUAGAAUAAUCCAGAAUGGCUACUCUGAUCUUUGUCGAUAAGGAAAAUGGAGAACUAGGUACCCGUGUGGCUCCUAAGGAUGGGCUGAAGCUGAGGUCUGGGCCUUCAACCAAAGCCUCAGAUGGGAGAUCUCAGGUUUCAACACCGAAUGUUGGCAAAAUAUUUGAUGCUCCACCAGCCUUACCUAAAACUGCCAGAAAGGCUUUGGGAACUGUCAACAGAGCUACAGAAAAGUCAGUAAAGACUAAUGGACCCCUCAAACAAAAACAGCCAACCUUCCCUGCCAAAAAGUUGUUCCAGGUGACUGAGAAGACUAUUAAAGCAAAAAGCUCGGUUCCUGCCUCUGAUGACACCUAUCCAGAAAUAGAAAAGUUCUUUCCCUUCAAUCCUCUAGAUUUUGAGAGUUUUGACCUGCCUGAAGAGCACCAGAUUGCAGACCUCCCCUUGAAUGGAGUGCCGCUCAUGAUCCUUGAUGAGGAGAGAGAACUUGAAAAGCUGUUACAGCUGGGCCCCCCUUCACCUGUGAAGAUUUCCUCUUCACCAUGGGAAUCUGAUCCGUUGCAGUCUCCUUCAAGCAUUCUGUCGACCCUGGAUGUUGAAUUGCCACCUGUUUGCUAUGACAUAGAUAUUUAAAAUUCUUAGUGCUUUGUAGUUUGUCUGUUUGUAUUAAUAAAGCAUUUCUUUAGUAGA